Molecule: messenger RNA, 14441 nt
Organism: Lymnaea stagnalis (great pond snail)
Lineage: Eukaryota; Metazoa; Mollusca; Gastropoda; Lymnaeidae
Source: the annotation of a GenBank genome assembly
GAAGCAGAUGGUGAUAUGGAAGGAGAAUUUUUGGAUUUAAAUAAAGAAUUGAAACGUGUUAAGUUUCCAUUAACUGAUGAGAAUGGUGAUGACUUAAAAGUAGAAAAGGUAAUGUAAUAGAAAAUAGUUUAGAUUGCCGUAGUAGCAUAGCUCAAUAUUGAUUAGUCCACGGGAUCAGAAAUCCCUUUUAAAGGAUGUAUUUAAACUUACUGUAAAGGCUACAAAAGUAGUUGAGAAAUCUAAUUAACAUUUUUUUUUUUUUUGAUUUCAUUAAAUAUCAAACUUAAGACAUGAAUUAAUCGAGCUAAAUUCAAGAACAUAGUUCAAAAUGCUGUAGAAAACUUUACAUAAUAAGUCUAUGGUAAGUUUCAAAUAUUUGCAGUACUCAUAAAUAAUUUAAAAGAAUACUCCACAUGCAAAUGGAAAAAAAAUAUCAAUUUGAAUUUAUAGUUGUGAUUUUUUAAAACUGAACAAUUGAAAAUACUUUUUUUGAAAUAUCUUUUCAAACCCUUGCGAUCUAGAUCUCUAGUAGAUUUAAAUAUAUAUAUAUGCCGCAGCUAAAGAAUAUAUAAUACCAGAAACUAUAUAUGUAGUUUCUGGUAUUAUAUAUUCUUUAGCUGCGGCAACGCAACCAUUUAGCGCGUGUAAAAUACGGCAAGACGUGCAUGAUGUAAAAUAAUAAUACCUGAUGGCGUGCCAUCUAUCCACUAACACUUAGUUGUAUUGAUUCUAUGUAUCGUGGGUGCAGUGACGGAUACUGAUACUGUUUUCUUGGGGUAUUGACGGUUAGUAUUGACAUUUAAGUAGGGUUUUUCAUUGUACUGACACUAUACUACUUUUGAAAUGUUUUCUUUUCUGUGCGUUUGGUGCCUACGUGAUAAAAUGCAGGACGGGGGAAGCAGCGAAUCAGACCGUAUCACUAUGCGCAAUAACAGCUGGGCGGACAAGAUAUAUUAUUAUAGAUAUUUGUUCUUUUUUGAGCUAUAUUAACGCUAAGACGGAUACAUUUUCUAGGACUACAAUCACAUUCGCUUAUGCUUUAAUAUAAAAAAACAAAUGAGUAAAACAAAUAAAGGACCAGGAGGGGGUAGUCUUGAAUAAUGGCAUGAUAUCAAAUUGAUUGUACUGGUUAUAUUUUCUCACUGGUUACCUUUAUAAAUACAAAAAGUUUGAUUCUUAAACCCUUUUCUCUUUAGGUUCUUGAAAAGAUCUGUCGCAAUCGUAAUAUAAACAUUGCAAAUUUUCGGGCCUACAAACUGAUUGGUAGUCUUAGCUCAGGGGAAACAACUGAAUUUAAGAAUGACCACCUCAUCACAGAAUACUCUGAUUAUUACACUAAAGGAUUUAUUUCUAUAAUUCCUCUCAGUAAGUAAGAAUUUUUACGUGUUAAGGUUAACCGAUUUCAAACAACAAAUCUGGAGCAGAGUUAUGGCAUCUGUGUCUGUUUUCAGGCUGUUUAUCGUUAAUCCUUAUUGAGCAUCUUCAGAAAUCUGAAGUGUAUUCCUUGGCCUGGAUCAUAUGAGAACACCAGACUAAAAUCAACUUGGAAAAAAUACGAUGAAAAACAUUCACCAAGGAGCUUUUCAAAAAUACACAAUGAGAGAAGAAAUGUACUACUGUACCCAAAACGCUUUUCAUCAAUUCUUAUGCUUAAGCCUCAGCUCCAUAAUGUUGAUUUAAGCUUCUUUAGCACUAUUCAAUGUCGUACUAUUCAAAAUAUCAAACAACCUGGAAUUUAUAUCAACAUAACAACCUGGUAUAGGUUGGUCGUAGCAUUAUGAAGCAUUUUCAAACAAUCGCAAAUUACUUAUAACAGAUUAUCAUCUAGCAUGACACCUUUUGAAAUACCGACAUGUUUGCAAUAUAGCUCAGGUAGAGUUAACUUUGACAGAAAAGUUGAGAUGAUAGCGAAUUAAUUUCAUCGACUUAAAAACAACCCAAAUAUUAAUAAUUAGAUGUGUAUGUCUGCAUGGCUGUGAUGCUGAGUUCAAUGGGCGCGCAAAAAAUAAAAUUAAGAGAAGUUAGCAGUAUCACGUGCGUUACUUAAAUGCAUGUUUGGCACGUAACUUUAGUAGAUGGCAAGUUUAAGUACUGCUACCGCCAUUAUUUUAUGGGACAUAUUUGCAUUCGUUCUGUCCCGCAUGGACUACUGCAAUGCUCUUAUGGUGGGCCUUCCCGCUACGCUCCUGGAUAACAUUCAAAAAGCACAGAAAUAUGCGGCUCGCAUUGUUCUUCGGAAAUGCAAAUUUGACAAUGCAAAAAGACUUCUGAGAGGGUUGCAUUGGCUGCCGGUCCGCGCUCGCAUAGAGUACAAAAUUGCAACUCUAUACUACCGCUGCUUACAUCAGCUGGCACCAUCCAAUCUCAAAGCGCUACUGACGCCUUAUUUACCCACAAGACAACGCCGUUCAUCUGAUCGUGGCAAACUCUUGAUAUCCCGUGUUCGCCUUGAGACUUACGAGGGGUGCACGUUCGCAUUUGCAGGCCCAACAAGUUGGAACACCCUUCCUGUCGCUAUCAGAAACAGCCAGACACUGGAGUCUAUCAAAACUAAUUUGAAGACGUAUCUAAUUCGCAAACACCUGCUGGGGUGAUUUUGUCUAUCUAGCUAUUAUCUUUUAGAUGUAUAUUGGCCUGUGUUGUUUAUGGUUGCAAAGUAUGAAAUGCUUAGAAUGGGCAUUCUUGUAUGUAGUUUUUGUAAUGUUGUAUUUUGUACUUCAAUGUGGUAUGUACCACGCUUUGAGCCUUUGGGGAUGAAGCGUGACUUUCAAAUAAUCUUUAUUAUUAUUGUUAGUAUCUGGUAAAGAAGUAAGGUAUUUUGUUACAGGUCAACACGUAAGGUAUCUGUUUGUCUCCCCAAGGUUCACAAACAAAGUCAAAUACCUUGUAAAAAGCACUUGCCUUUCGAGAUUCAAAUACUUUUGCGUGAGGCAGCGAACGCUCAGAUAUUUAUCAUUCUCAAAACCAAACUUAUUGACAAGUUAGACGAAUUUAAUUCAUGAGCUUAUAUUUAUUAUAUAACACUGUAGUACACUUCAGCAGCGUUUCUCAAACUGAGUUACAUGUACCACUUAUGAUAUUGUUACAUAUGGUGCACAGAGCUUAGAUCAAAUGGAUACGUUCUCAGAUUUAACAGCGCAUUUCUAAAUAAGUAAGACACUUGUAUUUGUAGAAGUUACUUGUUGAUGUUUCUUGCAAAAAAUUAUAACUGAAUUAAAUCCUUGUAUUAAUAUGCAGAUUAACAUUUUGUUUGAUUUAAUAUACAAAUGUACACGUUUUUUUUUUCUAAAGCUUUGUUUUGGUAUUCCGUGUGUUCAAUUAUUUCAUGAUACUAUUUUUAUUUUUGUAUAACAGAUUUAGAAGAAAACCAGGUCAAUGUAAAGAUUAAAUUCCCUCAAUCCGACGAAAUCAAAUUGGUUGUAUGGGAUUUAAAAAAUGGAGAAGGACGUACCUUGAAAGUGAAAGAGGUGAUGUGUGACAUUAAGAGCAUAAAUUAUACGAGUCUAUUACAACAUAUUGAAAUUAAGGCUUGAAUCUAAAUUUUCAAUAUAACAACAUGUUGUAUGAUACAGCCUUAUGCACAACAAAUAAGGCUACGUUGAAUAAAGAAACGGUGGUAAAUAGUUUCGAAAGCUAAUUACAUUUGUUCAUGAUGCAUGCAACUAAUGCUCAUUUUACGUUAAAACCUACGAGAUAAAAGUUAUUGCUUUGAUUUGAAAUGCUUACAAUUUUUGUUCUUUGAGUAACACAUUGAAAAGAAAAUUGAUAAAAUGAGUUUUAUUAAAGGAAAGUACUAAUGAAAUGAUAGUUAGUAAUGAUAUAACUUCAUUUAUCCUGGCGUGUUUUAAUAACAUAGAACAACAAUAUGCAUAUGAAAUCUAUCAAUAAACCGUAUCAAAACAUGAUCUAUAAUUAUGUUUCAUCUGUACAGGUCAAAACUCAUCAAAUAAGCCGACAAGAUUUACCCAACCCUGACUUCUUUAAAAUGAUCGGAACCAUCAUGGAAACUGCUACCGAGAUGUCUGACGAAAGGAAUAUAUCUGACUACAAACAUAUCUUGCUUUCUGGAACAGUCACAUUUGCUCCACGGGUACUUCAUUAAUGAGAACAUGACAAAGAAAACAACUCUGGGCCUUAAAAUAUUUUGGGAGAAAAAGAUAUUUUUUUCCCCACAACAGUUUUUCUUGAAAUUUAAAAUGUUCUUAGCUAGUCACACUAUAUUUUGUUUCCACUUUCAUUGUGUCAUCUCUGCUUUCUCCGGACUGAGAAACGAAACAGAUCACAUACUCGCAUAGGUUUAGUGACAGCAUGCAAAAUUAAGUUCAGUGAUGUAAUAUAUGUGACGAGCAUACACACCAUUAUAUUAAUGGAGAAUCGGAUAUACUCUGAAAUAAAAGAAAACCGACAAUCAUACAAUUUUAAAUAUUAGGUCAGUGGAUACUAGGGAGAGAAUACUGUACUAUUCUAAAGCCUAAAUCCCCCCCCCCCCUUCUACAAGGCGAGACAUUUAAGACAGCCAAAUAUGGGUAUAACCAUUUGUUAAAAACUUGAAAAAUAUCGACAAUCAUAACAUUUUAAAUAUUAGGUCAGUGGAUACUAGGGAGAGAAUACUGUACUAUUCUAAAGCCUAAAUCCCCCCCCCCCCUUCUACAAGGCGAGACAUUUAAGACAGCCAAAUAUGGGUAUAACGAUUUGUUUAAAACUUGAAAAAUAUGACACCAUUUUCAGCUUUCCCAUCGGAUAGGACCCUGACGUCAUAAUGAUCUUCCAGUCGCAUAAGGCUGCGAAAUGACAAAAUAACGGGAACACUUAUUAAUAAACUACCGUAUUUAUCGGCGUAUAACACGCACAGGCGUAUACUACGCGCCAUUCGCGCCGCUAUACGGUAUGUACUAUGGGUCCUUAACAUUAUAUCGGCGUAUUAUACGCGCACAUCAUUUGCCCCCUAUUUUCAAGGAGAAAAGUGCGUCUUAUACGGCGAUAAAUACGGUAUUUGUUUUCUUCCAUUAUUUUAUACCCGUCUCGUGUUAUCUAUAACAAUGUUAAUUUGCGAGUGUAGUCUUCUUGAUAAAUACUUAAAUAAUAACAAUAAAAAUAAAAUAAAAAAUAAUGUUUUUUUUUUAUGUUUCAGCAUGCAUUUAAUACCAGUUUUAUCAUCAUCAUUAUAUUUAAAAUAUUUUAUACAAACAUUUUUAUGUACAUUUUAAAACUAUGAAUUAUGGCAAUUCAAAUAUAACUAUAUUGUUAACUAUUUUGCUAAUUUGUUAUGGCAUGUUUAAAAUACAGAUUUGUUUCACGUAAAUACUAUUUUUAUAGACCUAGCUAUUUGUAAUUUUAUCUCUAUAUUAUUACAUCUAUUUCAUUUAAUGAUUUCUUUCUGCUGCAUUUUUUAGGUAAGUAAAGUAGUGGAUUUUGUGUGAUAUUAUUUCAAAAAUGUUAAUUUCUUUUAUACGUUGGUACAUUUACCCUUAGUGCAGUAAGCCAGAAAUGGUAGGAUUCAUAUAUAUUAUAUAUAUAUAUAUAAUGUAAUGUUGUUCGUCCGUCCAAGUCGACAAGGACCAUCGAAUCAUCCGGUUAGGGGCGGGCGGGGGGGGGGGGUUGGGGUUACGGUGGGCUCUUAGGUGGUUUGUUAGACCGAUCCUUGCUCGGAAUAUUCUAUGACACCGUGGGCGUGGGAUAGUUGCUUCAGGCGAUGACCUAAUGUUGCUCUUUCAGACAAGCCUGCGUGUCUCAGCUGUGGUUAUUCUCUUAGCUUCAUGGGAUUUAGCCCCCUUCUUGACAGCAGCUCUCCAUCUGGCUCUGUCCUGGGCUGUCUGCACCCAUUGAGUAGUGUUUAUGCUGAAGGCCUUUAGUGCCACUUUCAGUGAGUCUUUGUAACGCUUUCUUUGGCCUCCUUGGGAGCGCUUGCCUAUCGUGAGUUCUCCAAAGAAUAUUUGUUUCGGGAGCCGGUGGUCUGCCAUACGGGCUACGUGUCCCAUCCAACUAUAUAUACUAAAUUUGGCCUGUCAUGAAGUAUAUAAGCCUUCUUUACAUUUAUAAUGCUAUGCAUAAUGAAAGUUUAAUUUAUAAUUAAAUGAAUGUUUUUGUUGUACGUGAAGCAUGUUGCAAAAAUUCUGAAGUUGUAUUUUAUGUAGCCAUAAUUCAAGCUUAAUCUCUAUUUUUUUAUUAACGCUAAUAGUUUGUGUCUCAUUAAUCUUCAUAUACCUUCAAAAAAUGAAUAAAUAUUAUUUUUCAAAGGAACAUGUUAUUCUUUUAUUAUUAUAGUCUUCUGGUUGCUAAAAAAAACGAAAAAAACAAGAAUAACAAAAAAAAAACAACAAAAAGUCAAACAAAAACCAAACUAAAUAAGUAAUUUUCUAAAUGUGGGAAAGAAAUACUUUGGGUCCAUCUUUCAUUGCGUAUAUUAAUAUGUAUUUUGAUAUUUGGUUCUAGAAGCUCGAAUUUGUGUAUUCACCGGGGUUUUCCCAGAAAACAAAAAUUAAUCACAGGAUAAAAGCGUGUUAUUUUUAGAAUCGGAAAUUUUGACUUCACCAAGAGCAACACACAUUUGAUAUCACAAGUGACAAGUUUUAACGGUAGGCCCAUAUUUAACUUUAAAUAAUUAUUAAUCAUCACAUUAAUAGUAACUAUUUAUUAAAUGAUUCAAAAAACUAAAUAUUAAGAACGUAAUUUUGGUGUAGACGACUUAUAACUCGUGUGUGUUUCGACUACCCUUACAAUUACAGUCUGUGUAAGUUAAGUAGUAAGUAACAUAUUAUAAAUUUAUUUAAAUAAAUCAGUUGUUGUUUUUACAACUUAUUACAUUUGAGACCUAAGUUUAGCCUUGUCAAGAAGUACCUAUGCCUUCUUUUCUGACUCUAUUAACUCUAGGCCUAAGCAAGCUACACAGUUAUUACAACCAUACUAUAUUUAUAUAUAAUAUAUGGACUAUCGGCUUUGAUAGUCUCCAUUACUUUCAAACAUUUGUGCUCUGCAAGAGAUGGUUAGGUCCAACAAUGUUGCACUUCUUACUGUGAUGCGUAGGCUAAAAAUAUCACACACACAUAUAUAUAUAUAUAUAUUUAUAUAUAUAUGUAUUCAGAAGCACACUUCCGUUUUUAUAUAUUAAGAUUAUAAAGUUAAUGAUUUCUAAUUUUAUUCUAUUGAUUUAUUACCUUAACUCAUCCCAGAGUAAGAAAUAAACGUUACAAAAGGUUUAAAUUAAAACCAAAAUGAUUAUAAAUAUGACAUUUUAAUAAUAAAUAAUUAUUAAUUGCUGUUAUACAAUUUGAAUGACUUCAAUGUACACUAACAAUAUUAGUCAUGAUUAUAAAGGAGGGGAGAUAGGGUUGUGCUAUGAAAUAUUAAUUUGUGUCCAGCAAUGUCGCCGUCGAGUUCCGCCAUGUUGCGGUCGAGUGCAGCCAUGUUGCCGUCGAGUUCCGCCAUGUUGCCGUCGAGUUCCGCCAUGUUUCCGUCGAGUUCCGCCGUGUUUGUGUAUCUAGUUAGGGUAUUGAACGGCUUUUUUCUUUUUUCAAUUUCUUUUUACCCCACCUUUAAUCAAUUCUGACAUUUUGUCCCUUCAAACUAUCAUGUACUCUAGACCCAAGCCCCAUAGCUCCUACCCGUCUAAUAAUGUCUACACAGCCCGAAAUUACCUACACAGCACAAUAUUACCUACACAAUCCCAUAUUACCUACACAGCCCCAUAUUGUCUACAAUUCCAAUAUUACAAACACAGCCCAUAUUACCUACACAGCCCCAUAUUACCUACACAGUCCUUUAUUGUCUAGACAGUCCCAUAUUACCUACACAGUCCCAUAUUACCUACACGGUCCCAUAUUACCUACACAGCCCCAUAUUACCUACACAGCCCCAUAUUACCUACACAGCCCCAUAUUACCUACACAGCCCCAUAUUACCUACACAGCCCCAUAUUACCUACACAGCCCCAUAUUACCUACACAGUCCUUUAUUGUCUAGACAGCCCCAUAUUACCUACACAGUCCCAUAUUACCUACACAGUCCCAUAUUACCUACACAGCCCCAUAUUACCUACACAGCCCCAUAUUACUUACACAGUCCUUUAUUAUCUAGACAGACCAAUAUUACCUACACAGUCCCAUAUUACCUACACAGCCCCAUAUUACCUACACAGCCCAUAUUACCUACACAGCCCCAUAUUACCUACACAGUGCUUUAUUGUCUGGACAGUCCCAUAUUACCUACACAGUCCCAUAUUACCUACACAGCCCCAUAUUACCUACACAACCCUAUAUUACCUACACAGUCCCAUAUUGCCUACACAGCCCCAUAUUACCUACACAGCCCCAUAUUACCUACACAGCCCCAUAUUACCUACACAGCCCCAUAUUACCUACACAGCCCCAUAUUACCUACACAGCCCCAUAUUACCUACACAGCCCUUAUUGCCUACACAGUCCCAUAUUGCCUACACAGCCCCAUAUUGCCUACACAGCCCCAUAUUGCCUACACAGCCCCAUAUUGCCUACACAGCCCCAUAUUGCCUACACAGCCCCAUAUUGCCUACACAGCUCCAUAUUACCUACACAGUCCUAUAUUACCUACACAGUCCCAUAUUACCUACACAGUCCCAUAUUGCCAACACAGCCCCAUAUUACCUACACAGGCCCAUAUUACCUACACAGUCCCAUAUUUCCUUUACAGUCCCAUAUUACCUACACAGUCCUAUAUUACCAACACAGCCCCAUAUUACCUAAAAAGGCCCAUAUUACCUACACAGUCCCAUAUUACCUACACAGCCCCAUAUUACCUACAGAGCCCCAUAUUACCUACACAGCCCCAUUUUACCUACACAGUCCUUUAUUGUCUAGACAGUCCCAUACUACCUACACAGCCCCAUAUUUCCUACACAGCCCCAUAUUGCCUACACAGCCCCAUAUUGCCUACACAGCCCCAUAUUACCUACACAGCCCCAUAUUGCCUACACAGCCCCAUAUUGCCUACACAGCCCCAUAUUGCCUACACAGCCCCAUAUUUUCUACUUAAAUAUGAUUACUUUGCAUUCUACGCCAUUUCCCUAUAGCUUUCGUUAUUGUUAGUGCAUUUUAUGUGUUCCCCAAAACUUCUCGUCUUCUCUCCAAUGUGUUCAAGAGAAGCUAAAAGGUUGGACACCCCCUGCUGGAAAGUGAUCCAUUUCGAUUUCAUUGUUACUAUAAUUGUUCCUCAUCAAUGUUUACAUUUAUCAUUUGUUUUGUAUUGAUUUUUCCUCACAACGCUAACACUUAUUCUACAAGGUUUAAUAUUUCAUUUCAGAUGGCGGAGAAGGGUAAGUAACAUUUUUAGUUUCUUCUGAACCUGUUCAGUGUUAUUAUAUUAUUUUUGAAAGUGUUUAGUGUUACUAUAAAAUUUCUGAAAGUGUUUAGUGUUAUUAUAUUAGUGCCGUCAUAUGUUAGUUCAAAUAAUACGAUUGUUUAUGAUGGCAUUAAAUAGAAUGGCAACCUGGAAACAAUUUAUCGAUCUAUUUAUGUGUACAUUAUAAAAACAACAAAAAAAUAAAUAAAAAUAAAAUAAAUAAUAUUUUGGGACUAUAAAAAAAAAUAGGCAAGGAAAUAAAUCUGUCCAUUCAGUUGCGCUAAAAAUAGAGUAACCUGAAAUAACUUAAACAUUUAAAAUUCGGAUUUUUAUUACAAAUAUUUUAUAUCUGUGAAAUAUGCUUCAUAAUUUUAAAAAUCUACUGAGAAUCAAGAAAGUCUGUUUAUUUACCACUCGGUUGAGCACGUUGCAUAGCUGCAGCAAUGACAGUCUCUUGACCAAGUAAUGACAGUCUCUUGACCAAGUAAUGACAGUUUGGAGUUUAGUCAUUCGCCGUCCAUAUAAAGGGAUAACGGCCGGAUGGAAUUGACUCUUGGUCUAGUCAGUGAGGAAGUGACAUGGGCCUAUAUGAAGGACUCUUUAGUCAACAUACGAGGAUGUGACAUCUAAUAUCAUAUUGGGAGUUGGAAGAAAGUAGCAGACGUGGCAUUGUUAUAAUAAUUGGCUCGUUGCAUAAAAAAAACACUCUUUCUCUAAAUACACAUGUUCCAGAUUUAUUAUUGGACAAUAAUAAUAUUUCAAAUUAAAAGCUGAAAGGCUUUUUAAAAACAAUUCAUCAAAAUAGUGAUUGAGACUUCUUCUUUUGAGGCAUUACGUCCACUGUAUUUAAGACUAAACUUUAAAAUGCCUUCGUAAUGUUCGUAGUGUCUCUAUACACGAGGAGAAAUGGGGCAGCCUAGAAGUGGUCCUUAAAAUUGUUGUGUCUGGACAUUGCGACAUAUCCAAUUUCAUCUUAUUUCACGCGCCAAACAUGUCUUAUUACACCUUGUUUUCCUCUUAGUUGAAGUAUAAAAUGUAUAAGCAGCAUUUUAAAUGACAUGAUUUUAAAAACUGGCUAGAUCUAGUUGCAUCAUUACAAAAGUUUAUAUGUAUAGAACAUUAGUGUUACUAGAAAAUUAUCCAUAGAUAACAUCACUAUUAAGGCCUCUGUAUGACAAUAAAUAAAGGUACAGGGAUAUAAAACUGUUUGCACAUUUAAUUUCUGAAAAUUAUAUUUUAAAAGUCAGAUUAGACGGUUAAUGUUCAAAUGUUAGGGUAGAAAAUUAAAAACGUGAAAAUUCCUAUGCAUCAAAAAUGUCCACAACUGUCCAAUGUUGUAUGGUGUUGCAGAAGCUGAUGCUGAUAUGAUUGAAACAUCUGUGGUCUUCCCUGGUCAAACUGAGAAAGUGGACUUACGUUUAACUAUUUCCGACGCUAAUGGUGAUGACCUCUCUGUCAAAGAGGUGAGACUUCCAACGCGAUUUUUUUAUGUUAAACAAAAAAUAAAAUGAUUUGUUUGUGCAACUUUAGCUUUGCUUGUGAUGACUUUUAAGCACAACUUAAACAAACUUUUGAAUGUGUUCAACAAGGAUAUGAAGAUGUUAUGACUGUGUUCUAGUCGCCUAAGACAGUGUUGUCCAAGCUGUCAAGUUUGACGGACCAGUCGAUACAUUUCCCAUGUCAGCAGAGAGUGCAAGAUUUUAAAAUUAUUUCAGAUUUUCAUUUUACCCUAAUAAGUAAUACAAUAUUUGUAAAUCUAGAUUAUUAUUGUCAUAUUCAUUCCAUUUAAUACCGUUCGUUAUAUUCUUUGGUUAAAAAUGUUUAACGUUAUUUAACUUCAUUUAAUUUUAUAUCCAUGUUCUUGUCUCAUGUUUUGCGAACCAGCAACGUAAGGAAUGUAGGUCAAUCACUUUUGGAAGCAAUGGUCUGGUGUUUCAAACUGGUUCAGAAUUUAACUCUAAUACAAAAAAAACAGAGUUUCCUUAAAAUUCCAACAUAUUUAAUUUUCAUUUUAUUACAAACUGUUUAGGGGUCUUGAUAGAGAAGUUCUCAGUAACAUAAUAUAUCCAAACAAGACAUAAUACAAACAAGCUAACACUGUCACAAAGCACCCACGCUGACACUGUCACAAAGCACCCACGCUGACACUGUCACAUAGCACCCACCCUUACACUGUCACAUAGCACCCACGCUUACACUGUCAAAUAGCACCCACGCUGACACUGUCACAUAGCACCCACGCUAACACUUUCACAUAGCACCCACGCUUACACUGUCACAUAGCACCCACGCUAACACUUUCACAUAGCACCCACGCUAACACUGUCACGCUAACUAUAUAAAAAAGCUGACACUGUGACAUAACAAACAAGCUGACACUGUCACAUAAAAAACACGCUUACUCUAUCCCAUACAAAACAAGCACCACUCUACACACUUUAUAUUUAAUUAUGAUAUCUUCAAAUGACCAGUUAGCUUUCUAUUCUCUUUUUACCCCACCUGGAAACUUAACCGUCUACAAAUGUUUUCCAUUCAUCUGGAACUGGUGCUUUUUGUUUUCUAAUUGCUUCCACGUGUGUCCCAUCCUUCGUCUGUCCCAUCCUUCGUCUGUCCCAUCCUUCGUGUGUCCCAUCCUUCGUGUGUCCCAUCCUUCGUGUGUCCCAUCCUUCGUGUGUCCCAUCCUUCGUGUGUCCCAUCCUUCGUGUGUUACAUUCUUUGUGUAUCCCAUUCUUUUUGUUUCCCAUCCAUCGUGUGUCCUUUCCUUUGUGUGUCCCAUCCUUUGUGUGUCCCAUCCUUUGUGUGUCCUUUCCUUUGUGUGUCCCAUCCUUUGUGUGUCCCAUCCAUUGUGUGUCCCAUCCUUUGUGUGUCCCAUCCUUUGUGUGUCCCAUCCAUUGUGUGUCCCAUCCUUUGUGUGUCCCAUCCUUUGUGUGUCCCAUCCUUUGUGUGUCCCAUCCUUUGUGUGUCUGGCUCCUUUAUGGCCAAUCAUAGUGUCUCCAUUAAAAUUUAAUGAAAAAGAAACAGCUGAUAUUUUUAAAUUGAAAUUAGACAGUGAUGUUCAUGGUGUCUAUAUCUAAAUAGGUAAAAAAGCAGCUGUUGGCACUGCAACGCAUUGACAAUCCUGAUGACUACAUCAUGUUUGCUUCGUCAGCCACCGAGGGCACAUCGAAGCUGGAAGAUGAUGAGCACAUUACAGAGUACAUGACAUAUCUUACUAACCAGACAGGCUACUUGUUCUUUAAACCAACAUUUUACUAGUUGUAAUCAAGUUUUAAUGCAUGGUUUUUUCUUCUGUAGAAGUUAUUUUUGUUUUACCAAGCAGAACUACAGAUGAGUCAUUCUAAUAGACGUUAUACUCUGAACAAAAAGAUGCAUACUCUUUCCUCGGAAAGGAAAAUAAUCUGUUAAAUCACUUUAGCAAAGGGCAGCAUUAUUCACAAUAUUCGCCCUCAUUAAACACCUGCACCCAAAAAAAUUGUUAGUCAAUGUUCUCACCAGUAAAACAAUGUAUGGGCAUUCUAACAACAAAAUUUCCCAUCUUAAGAAUUUCGUUUAGAUAUAUUCACACGUAACAUGUUAAAUAUUUUAAUUCUGAUUUUUACCAUGUAAAAAUACUUUAAGUUGGGGUGGAGAGGUUAAGGAGAUAUCAGAUAAGUGAAAAUAGUAAUCUAUAAAUAGGGUGGAGAGGUUAAUGAGAUAUCAGAUAAGUUAAAAUAGUAAUCUAUAAAUAGGGUGGAGAGGUUAAUGAGAUAUCAGAUAAGUUAAAAUAGUAAUCUAUAAAUAGGGUGGAGAGGUUAAGGAGAUAUCAGAUAAGUGAAAAUAGUAAUCUAAAAAUAGGGUGGAGAGGUUAAGGAGAUAUCAGAUAAGUGAAAAUAGUCAUCUAUAAAUAGUCCCAGUCAUUUCUUUAAUAUAUUGACAUGUUUCCAGAACUAGGUUAUUUGACGAUUUAGUUUUCAAUAGAUUUGUUUCCAAUUCUACACACAAGGGUCUUAUUUAUGUGAUUUACAAUGUAAUGGGUGAUGCACAAUCAAAUAUAGGUUAAAAAACACAACAACAUGAUAUUAAAAUUGUAUAAAUCACUUUUGUGAUGUGUUCAGCAGUUUAGAGGACGUCCACAAGUUUAAUAACGAUUUAUGUAUUACUAGAUAUUAUAUAAGAGAAUAGGGUAGAUUGACGAUUUUAUCCCAAUGUUAGUCAUUAAAAUAGACAUUAUAUUUCCAGCCUUAAUAAUCAUUUUUUUCCCAAGUGCCUCAUAAGUCUUAAGUUUAAACUAUUGUUUUACUAUUUAACAACGGAAAUGUCCAGAAUGGAAAGGUCGAUGGCUUAUUCCUUAAACAACGAUAUUAAAAUUUUCCAAUGACUGUUUUCACCCUUUUCAAAUUGCGGUCAAAUUGUGACUUUGUAUUUUUGCAAACGUUGAGCACAAAUUACCUGGUUUUGCAUCAGCGGUUUUAUACAAAGCAAGACAUGGCUACCUCGCUAGUUCAGGGCUGAAAGGGGAAUAGCUCUUGGCAGAGGCAAAGAAUAUGGGGGCCCCUGUUUUUGUUCUUUUAAGAUUUUAGAUUUGAUCUGAAUUUUCUCAAUCAGUUUCUAUCAAUGGAGUGUUCAUUAUUAUUAAAAAGAUUACAAAGGUGUAAAUUUGACAGUUGAUAUUAAAUAUGUGUAACAUUUUUUACUUAGAAAAGUGCAAUGUAAUCUUUCCUUAUAUGUGAGAAUUGCUCUCAAAUGUGCAAUAAAAUUUUGUGCAAAGUUUUACUUGCUUAAAAAAAAGAAAAACUAUUUCAUUUGUAACAAUUUGUCUUUCCAAAAUGUCGUUUGAAUAAUCAUGAAGAUUAUUUUUGUUUUUCAAAUAAAUCAUUUAAACAUUAAGUAUUAUUUUAAUUGAUGAAAACAUUAUGUUCAACUUUUCAUUGGUAUUAAAAUUUAUUUUUAAUUUACACAAAAUUACAAAUGAGCAAAUACAAAUAUCUUGUUUACAUUACUUUUGUUAUUCGUUGAUACAAAUUUGAAAUUGGGUCUACGAACAUUAAAGAAUUCCAAUUCAGGUUUUGUUGUGUUCUUUGAUUUUGACAAGAUAGAUAACUCACUUUUUUUCCUUCCAAUCAUUAUUUUAUUCCAAAAUAACAGCAGAA